This is a messenger RNA of Fulvia fulva, 1263 nucleotides long. RefSeq names its product Aldolase vrtJ. NCBI's taxonomy places the organism in Eukaryota, Fungi, Ascomycota, Dothideomycetes, Mycosphaerellales, Mycosphaerellaceae. Gene Ontology annotation, cellular component: cytosol. Gene Ontology annotation, biological process: glycine biosynthetic process; L-threonine catabolic process. Bases 1 to 1263 code for a protein of 420 amino acids. The record is from RefSeq and is a predicted model, not a curated record. Gene Ontology annotation, molecular function: L-allo-threonine aldolase activity. The transcript is spliced from 2 exons.
AUGCUUUCCAGAUCUGCUCUCCUGCAGAGGAUAAGUAGAAGCAGCUUUUCCUGUCCACUUCCAUACCUCCCAAGCCCACCUCUCUCCCCUUACCACCACACCCAAAGCUCCAUCCACACCACAUCCAGCACCAUGGCCUCCGGCAUCUCAGCCCAGCGCAUCGAAGCAGAAGCACAGCACCUCGCCAAUGGCACCUCCACUUCUAUCAAUGCCUGGGCCUCUCCCUCGCCCUCGGCUUUUGAUUUCCGCACUGCUACAACACUCGCCGACGAUGUCUUCCAAGAGGACCCCACGACCAACAACCUCGAAACUUUCAUGGCAAAGCUCACGGGCAAAGAGGCAGGCCUCUUCGUCAUGUCCGGCACCAUGGGGAACCAAAUCGCGAUCAGAACUCAUCUCCAGGGCCCGCCACAUAGUGUCGUGGCAGACCAUAGGGCACAUAUCAUUGAGUGGGAGGCUGGAGGUGUUGCAUCGCUCAGUGGAGCACUGAUAAAAGGUGCGGUCCCUAGUGCAGGAAGGAGCUAUGUUACCUUGGAGGACGUCAAGAAAGUUACGGAUCUGAGGGAUGAUGUGCAUGGAUGUCCGACGAAGUUGAUAUCUUUGGAGAAUACCUUGGGAGGGACGAUCAUGCCUUUGGAGGAGACUAGAAGGAUCAGUGAGUGGGCACGGGAGAACGGUAUUGUGAUGCAUUUGGAUGGUGCGAGGCUAUGGGAAGCUGUUGCUGCCCAAGCCGGAACUUUGAAGGAGUUUUGUGACUGUUUCGAUUCGGUGUCGCUGUGCUUUAGUAAAGGAUUAGGAGCACCGAUCGGAUCCGUGAUCGUGGGAACGAAGGCUUUUGUGAAGAGGUCAAGAUGGGUGAGGAAGGCGAUCGGUGGUGGGACGAGGCAGCUGGGUGUUCUCACUGCUGCAGCAAGGGUCGCUGUGGAAGAUACGUUUCUAGGCGGGAAGUUGAAUGAAUGUCACGAGCGGGCACGGCAGAUCGAGAAGAUUUGGUCAAAGUACGGCGGCAAGACAACAAAUCCCGUGGAGACCAACAUGGUAUGGUUUGACAUUGAAGCUGCUAAUAUCACGGCGAAAGACUUCAUCGAGGCAGGGCAGAGAGUUGGACUGCGGCUGUUGGGAGGUAGACUGGUUGUACACUAUCAAAUCGGGGACGAGGCACUGGAGAGAGUGGACAUGCUUGCCCAGGCGGUGUUGAAGGGCAAACAGCUUAAUGGCAGCGUUGUGCACGAUGUUGAGAGGAUGCAAAUUACGACUGAAUAG